GACUCUCUGAAAGAUCAGCUUAAACACGAGUUGUCUGAACUGAGAGUGGAGGUCCAUCGAACCAGAACCUUAGUCGGUGAUUACAACAGGGACAGCGAUUUUGAGCUGCCAGCAUUGACUGCACCGGAAGUGAGUGUGAAGUCAGGCGAUCCCAAUGGCCUCAACUACCAUCACAGAGUUCUCCUCCACAAGAUUUCCCCAGGGAAGUGGGUCACUUUGACUCCAGAUUUGGACUUAGAGAUUCAUGACCUUAAUGUUCGACGGCAUGUCGUUUUGGGUCGGCAUAGUGGUUUCCCCGAUCAAUACGUUGAUGAAGCUUAUGUGUUUGAGGAGAUCAGUCGAAAUGAACUGGAACGACAAAAGCGAUUGGCCAAAACCAUGGGUUCAAUUUUGGACGAUGGUGAGAUCGCAGAUGUUGCUGCUUCGCAGUGGGUCGUGGCUGACCCCUCCUCCAGCCGUUUUGGAAAAUCCCUGCCGUUUGAGCUUGUCGGUGACAUUUCUGGCAUCGGCACUUACGGGGUUGUUCAAUGGGACGGAGAGGUUGAAUAUGUCCGUGAGAUGAACAUUGAUGAUAUCUCUGGUUUUGUUGAUGAGAGAAAAGAGAGUCUUGGUGACCUUCGCACAUUGGGUGACCAUCGUGAUGGAGCUGGAAAAAGGUAUUUGGGGUUCAAGGAUGCCUUGAACCUUCUUAGGGAGACCAAGUUUGAAGACUGGCCUUUUCUGGGACCGCGUGCAGUCCGUGAGUACCUGCAUGCUAUCAGGGAUGGACCAGGUGACCUUGCAACAUACCACCUGUCAUGGGUCCGAUCUUCUGGUGUAGUGGCUGGGAGUGCUAUCGUGCAUGAGCAUCAUUCACUUUGUGAGGCUUUGCGAUUGGCGUUGAGCAAGGAUCAGAUUGAUGUUUCCAACCUUGCUUCCUUUGAACAUUUGACCAGAAGAUUGCUGACUUUGGAGAUUGCAGUCGCCAGAUCCCCUGGUAGUCCAGAUUUUACUGGCCUUGAAGUGGUUGCCGAGGCCCCUGUUGCUGCCACUGGGCAAGCUUAUGUGUCGUCUAUGUCAUCCUGGAUCACUGAGAAGUUGAAGGAGAAGGCGAACAUUCAGAAACAGAGUCGUCUCUUCAAGGAAGAAUUCUUGAAGAAGACUGGGAAGGGUGUGGACGAUGAUGACAAGUCUAAGAAAUGGAAAAAGCAGAAGGGCAAGGGUGGCAAAUCAAGUGGCGGAGCCGACGGCUCCGCGACACUGAACAAGCUUGGUUUGCAAAGUCCGAAUUCGUAUUCUCAGUCAGUUUUGAGCUCACGACUCCCUCUGAACUCCACUCAGCAAUGUGUUUGCGACAGGGUGGAACAGUCCUUAGCUAUGCAUGGUGGGCCGCCAGAUGGGCUCACCUGUGAGAAAGCUCUUGAGACUUUGAAAGGGGUCAAGACCGGCUAUGAUGGGGUCCCCAGCAAUUUAGCGCCUUUUGAUUCAUCUAAACUGAAGAUUUUGGCGACUUCAGUGGCACCCCAGCACAUCAAGCAAUUUUUGCCGCCUGAAGCACGUAAACUUGUGACCAGCCCGCAAGAUUUUGUGUUGAAGCCUCCCUCUGCAGAGCAGCCUGGCUUCAGGCCAUACUGGGAUCCGGUGCUGAGGUAUAAUCCUAAGAAACGAUUAGGUUUCAUCCUUGAUCUUUUUAAAGCUGGUUUACUUGUUCUGCGUCCUGCAGUGGCCUCACAUGUAGGUGUUUUCUUUGUAAAGAAAAAGUCACCAGAUGCUAUCAGAAUGGUCAUUGACUGUCGUGGAACCAAUGAGCUUUGCCAAGACCCUCCCACGACUAGACUAGGAUCUGCUAGGUGUUAUUCUGAUUUGAGAUUGGAGCGAGAUGAUGAUCAGUCGGAAUCGCUGGCUUGGGGUCGUGAAGCUGAUGUCAAUGACUGUUUUUAUCGAUUCUCAAUCCCUGAACUUGCACACUACUUUGGCAUUAAUCAUCCACUUUCCGCACGUGAGUGGCGUCAGCAUGGACUUGAGUUUGACACCAUCUAUGAUCCACACCUUCGACAUGACAUUGUAGUUGACGAUGACACACCACUUUAUCCCUGCUUCCGUGCAGUCCCUAUGGGUUGGAACUGGGCUCUUUUCCUAUGUCACGAAGCUGUCCUGGAGAUUGCCCAGCGAGGUGCGCCCUGGGAAGAUGGUGUGCUACGGGAGAAACGUGUCACACCACAACUCACGGAGUUUCGGACAAUUCUAGGUGUGUAUGUUGACAAUAUCACGAUUCUAGGGAAAUGCAAAACAGAUGUGGAACACAGAUGUCGGCUGCUGGAGAAAGCUUUUGCCGACGCCCAGAUUCCCAUCACCUGGAGUCAACAAUCGGCCGUCGAGAGGCUUGAGAGCGUUGGAUGUGUGUUGGACUUGAAGAAUGGAGUCAUUCACAACAAACCGCAUCGUGUGUGGAAAUUUGCACUAGCUACGGGGGCUCUGCUCAAACGAAGGAAACUGUCAUCAGAGGUCUUGCAGGUUUGGACAGGCCAUUUCACUUCACUUUGCUCCAUUGCGCCCUGGGGACUUGCUGCAUUGCAACAGGUGUACAGGUUCAUCCAGAAGUCCAACGGAAAGCGGCUUGAAGUGUGGCCCUCAGUUAGGGCGGAGCUCAAGAUGGCUUCCUCUCUGGCUUGGCUUACCUGGCGUAACUUAUCGGCUCCUAUUAUGAAAACAGUAGAGACUGGGGAUGCAUCAACCUCUGGCUAUGCACUGAUGGCUUGCUAUCCUGAUGAACAACUAACUUGGCAGUCAAUGCGUGUGCAUGAGAAGUGGAGGUUUAUUUCCAUGCCUGCUGGCUUGAAGGAUGCCGCCAUAAAACCAGACCUUGAACAGUUUUCCCUUUUGUUGAGUGACCUUCUAAAACCAGUGCAUCAUGAUGACCAAGAUGAGACCUCAGAAACGAUUGGAUACGUGCGACACUCCAAGGCAGCGGCAGUAUCCACUGAGUACGGGCAGCAAGUGUUGAACUCUCUGCGGGAAGGAUCCAUGUUGAAAACUAGUGCCGCACGAGCACAGGUUCAUGCAAAGCCUUCAAGACGUUUUGAUUUGGAAAUUCCCGCAUUGGUUCAACCUCUGGAUGACUAUUUUGCUGACAGUAGCAAGUAUAGGUUGCUCUGGGCUCGCCGUUGGAAGUAUGUAGAUGAGAACAUUCAGAUGAAGGAAGGAGAUCGUGAGAAGUUCAUUGACUUCAUCGCACUUGGCAGGACCAUGUUGAUGCAGCUGCUGCAGUGUUACUACAAUAUGACCUAUACGU
This is a messenger RNA of Cladocopium goreaui, 3271 nucleotides long. The record is from the annotation of a GenBank genome assembly. NCBI's taxonomy places the organism in Eukaryota, Dinophyceae, Suessiales, Symbiodiniaceae.